CAACCCACCGCUGCCUUCUCCUCCCUCGUCCCUGCUGCAGGGGAGGAGCUCCUCCGUCUGGCAGCAGUGGAGCUGGUCUGGAGUACCCUGCAGGCCGAUCCUGUAGGCACCACUUCGCCUUCCUCCUCCUCCUCGUCCUCCUCAACUUCAACCUCCUCCUCAUCCUCCUCCCCCACCACCACCGAUACAGCCACACAUGAUCCCUCCUUAGGCGACCGCUUACUGCACGGCAUACACAAGACCAUCGCCGACCUCUCCUCAGGCCUCGGCUGGUCUGACAGUCAAGUAGCGCAAGCGGCACGGGCGGCAGCGAGCGCUGCUGCCGCCGUACUCCUGGCCCCUCCCAACACGGCAGGGGACGUGGCGGGGGGCGAGCAGCCGGCCGGCGGGCCACAGCAGCAGCAGCGGCAGCAGCAGCGGCGGCUGCUGGAGGAGGGCCGGGCUGCGGGAGAGGGUGGCAUGAAGAAGCGGGAAGGGGCGGUGGCGGUGACUGAUAGCCUAAUGAACCAGGCGGCGUCUGUGUUGACGGGAGCGGCGGGAUUCCUGGCAGAUAAGUGGGAGGUACGAGCCUUUCGGCGGGGGAUGUGCGAGGGGGGUUAAGAGGGAGAUGGGGGGAGGAAAAGGAGGAAGCAAAGCGAAGCAAAGCUAGCUGAUGUGGCGAGAAGGAGAACGCUUCAGGCGAGCAUCACCGUUUCUCCCUGUCUCUUGAGUCUACCUCGACUGCAAUCGAGAAGGGCCGCUGGUAGCUCGGAUUGCACGAGGAUGGUCAGGGCCAUGCGUGCAUGCGUGGGUUAUUUAGAUGAGCGGAGCCCGCCCCUGCUGCCCCGCGGCUGCUGCUGCUGUCCAUUGCACUGCCCCCACUGACCCCGCUGCUGCCCCCACUGUCCCCAUUGCCCCCACUGCCCCCACUGCCUCUACUGCCCCCACCGCAGGUUGGGGAGCACAUGUAUGGAUUCGGAGCAACCCCUAGCAAGCAGGACCUGGCCACCGUCGCCCGAGCGCUGCUGGCGCUGGUGUACCUGGACGGCGGCUACAGCGCCGGGGUGCGGCGGCUGCUGGCGCCCCUGCUGGCGGAGCUGCUGGUGGGGCAGGAGCCGCAGCAGCAGCAGCAGCAGCAGCAGGGGCCUUCAGCGCAACGGGCCUCGGCAGCAGGGGCGCUGCCAGAAGGGAAGACCGCUGGCGGCGUGGAGGGCGGUGGAACGACCCGGCAGCAGGGGACGAAACAGCAGCAGCAGCAGCCGUUGGACUUGAAGGCGGUCGGGCGGCGCUUGAGGGAGCUCGUACGGGAGGACAGGUUACCGCGCUGCUCGGAUGACUUGCAUACCGCUCCUGCCGCUGCCGCUGCGGCUGCUGCUGCGGCUGCUGGCACUGCUAGCCAACCAGGUCAGCCCCCGAAGAAGAGCCUAAAGCAGCAGCAGCGGAGCGCCCCGGACGAGCUGGGGAAUGAAGAGGAAGACGACGCAGCAGCGACAGCAGCAGCCGCGCCUUUCGCUGCGGAGAUGGGUGCUCAGGGCCAGAAUGAGGAAGUGGAGGAGGAGGGCGAUGUUACAGCUGCUGCUUCGGCUCCUGGUUUUGCGUGGGCUGUGCCAAUGGACGGACCGCUGUCCUCUGCAGGCGCAACCGGAGCAUCUGGCGGUGCGGACGGGGGGCUGCCGGCUGUUGCAGAGGCGCGACUGUUACGGAGGCUGCUGGUCGGGCUGCGGGUGCAUGGGGAGGGCUACCAGCCGGGUGACAUGGAGCAAUUCGCGGCCCUCUUGGAUCCCUGGUAUGCCGUCAUCUCCAACUUUAAGGCCGACAGUGACCUACUGGGCAGACCCCUGCCCUCCGGUGCCGCCCGACAACGCCUCGUGCCGCAGCUUGCCGCGCAAUCCCGAGCGCUGUUGGUCCUGGGGCGGGCGGUGUACGGCACCGUGGUUUCGGAGGUGCUUUUGGAACGGCAGUUGGAGGAGCAGGCGGCGGUGCCGGCAGGUGAAGCCAUUGUACGGCGGCGGGCUGCUGCGGACCCCAAAGAACGGCGAAAGGAGACGGAGGAGUUGAGGAAGGAAAGAGAGACCCUUGGGUCGGAGGCGAUGCGGUUGGCGCAAAUGGAGGUCGGCUUGGGAUUGCGGUUAGGGCCGCAAGUGGAAUCGAAAAGCGAAGUAGGAGAAGAUGGGGAUGAGGUGGAUGAGGAUGGGGAUGAGGAUGCGGUGCCGGUUGGGGGCUGGGGGAUGAAGCAGCAGGCGGAAAGGCGGCGGGCGCUGGCACGGAGUGCGGAUGGCGUGUUGGGGGCUGUUUUGCUGGAGGGAGGAUUGCGCCAUGCGCGCGCUCUAGCUCGAGCGCUUGUUGUGGUGGGCGAAGUGGAAGACAUGAAACGGCGGUUGGGGGAGUAGCACCGGAAGUCUGCACCUCACUGGGGUGCACCUCUUGGGUGUAUGCCCUCGUAAAUACCGGUAUGCCCAGCCGCUGACGUGCUUUGUUUGCAGAACGGCUCUGUAACAGUGACUAGGCA
Molecule: messenger RNA, 2488 nt
Organism: Astrephomene gubernaculifera
Lineage: Eukaryota; Viridiplantae; Chlorophyta; Chlorophyceae; Chlamydomonadales; Astrephomenaceae
Source: the annotation of a GenBank genome assembly